UCAAGCCGUUCACCAUGGCCUCGGACCUCGUCGCGUACGUCUCCAAGCUGCUGCCGGGCGCCGCGCCCCUGGACCUGGCGGCGGACAUCAAGAAGAAGGACUACGCGCCCGUCGUGGCGGUCGUGAGCCCCAAGCUGCCGCAGCUGCUGGCGCUCGAGGCCGAGACGGACGCCGAGGGCGCCGUGGCGCUGCUCUGGGACGUGGUGCUGCAGCUGCCGGAGCCGCAGAGCGAGGCCCUCAAGCUGCUGCAGGUGGCUAAAAGCCAGGAGAAGGCCAGCGCCGUGCUGCGGCUGCGCGUGGCCGCCGCGCUCUUCAACAAGGCGCGCGCGCUGCCGCAGGUGCAGCUGCAGGCGCUGCUGGACGUGCUGGCGCUAGCCGCCAGCUCGGACAACGUGGACCUCGUGGCCCCCUACCUCACGCAGGUGGACGCGCUGCUGGACACGCAGAAGCUGAGCGUGGAGCAGCGCCGCUCGCUGCUGCUGGCCGUGGCCGACGUGCUGGAGCUGGCCGACGACAAGCUUAAGGUGCUGGCCGUGCUGGAGAAGUACCUGGCCACCUUCGAGAAGGGCCAGGAGGCCAAGGACCAGGCCGCGCGCGCCGUCAAGAUCGUGCUGCAGAACCCCGUGGCCAGCUUCCUGGCGCGCGUGGACCUGGCGACCAGCGCCGUCGUGCAGGCCGCGCUCAAGGGCUCCAAGCUGCUCGAGCUGCUGGUCAUCGUGUCCACCAAGACGCUCAAGGAGUUCGCGGCCUUCCAGAAGAGCGCCGCCGGCGUGUUCACGGAGAACGGCCUGGUGGAGGCCGAGCUGGCCGACACCAUGCGCCUCUUCACGCUCUGCACGCUGCCCACGGGCUUCAAGGAGAUCCCGUACGCGGACGUGGCCAAGGCCCUCGAGGUGGACGAGGAGGAUGUGGAGAAGUGGGUCGUGCGCGCCAUCACGGCGGGCGUCGCCAGCGCCAAGAUCGACCAGCUCGCGCGUACCGUGACCAUCUCGCGCUCGCUGCAGCGCCGCUUCGGCGCCGAGCAGUGGAAGGAGAUUGACGCCAAGCUGCAGCUGUACAAGAAGAACGUCGGCGGUCUGCUGGAUAUUAUCAGGAACGCGCGUCGUGCUCAGGAGCAGCAGUGA
Molecule: messenger RNA, 1124 nt
Organism: Phytophthora sojae
Lineage: Eukaryota; Oomycota; Peronosporomycetes; Peronosporales; Peronosporaceae
Exons: 1
Coding region: 15-1124 (369 amino acids)
Biological process (GO): cytoplasmic translational initiation
Cellular component (GO): cytoplasm; eukaryotic translation initiation factor 3 complex
Molecular function (GO): translation initiation factor activity
Source: RefSeq, a predicted model, not a curated record